Paramecium octaurelia is the source of this 806-nucleotide messenger RNA. NCBI's taxonomy places the organism in Eukaryota, Ciliophora, Oligohymenophorea, Peniculida, Parameciidae. The record is from the annotation of a GenBank genome assembly.
AUGAUUAGGACUCUUGAGACGAAUCUAUAAAAAACUUGGAAGGAAGUUAAAGCAGUGCAUUCAACUUGGAAUUUAAAAAAUUAAUAUGACGCAUAAAGUAGUUAAAAUAAAGAAAAUGGAUAAAUGUUUGGAAUAUUGGUUUGGGAAGAUUGGUUUGUUCAUACUAAGAAAAAUAAUAGAAAUGUUAAAUCAUCUUCACAUAAAAAUCAGAAUUUGACUAUUAAGCUUGGAAUGUACAUUAUAUUCUCAUUCUUGAUGAUUCAGGUUCUAUGGAAGGAGAUAAAUAGGGAAAAGCAAAAAUUGGAGCCUUAAAAUGUAUACAGGAAUUAGAAAAUACUGAUUCUUCAAGAGUUAGUGUUAUAAUUUUUAAUGGAGACUCAAGAGUAGUGGAAGAAUGUUAAAAAUCAAAUUCCAAAAUAUGAAAAAUAAAAUUGAUUAUAAGGCAGGCGGUACUAAUUUUGAACCUUCAUUUGAAUAAGCAUUAAAAUUGAAUUAAAAAUAUGAGAGCUUUAAUAAGUAAGUAAAUUUAAUAUAUUAGAAUUUAAAUAUUAUUUUAUACCGAUGGAGAAGCAGGAUAUCCAUAAAAAACUGUUGAAAAAUUCUGUAAGCUACCACAGUAUAUUAGAAAUAUAAUCAACUUAAUAGCCUGUUCAGGAGAAACAUCUACUCAGUCAUUGGCACUAAUAAUAGACACAUUUUAAAAAAAUAUGUAAUUAGCAUAAUUGUUAAAUUCUAUAUAAACUAUACAAAUUUAAAAAGUUUGGACAGAAGUAGUUAGCUAAAAUAUUCAUUCUUAACUGGCAUGA